Messenger RNA from Papaver somniferum (opium poppy), 717 nucleotides. Its product is annotated as pentatricopeptide repeat-containing protein At1g12775, mitochondrial-like. NCBI's taxonomy places the organism in Eukaryota, Viridiplantae, Streptophyta, Magnoliopsida, Ranunculales, Papaveraceae. Gene Ontology annotation, molecular function: protein binding. The transcript has a single exon. Bases 1 to 717 code for a protein of 238 amino acids. The record is from RefSeq and is a predicted model, not a curated record.
AUGUCUCAUAUGGGCACUCCUCCUAAUACAUACACAUGUUCAACAGUCAUCAAUGGGUUGUGCAAAGAUGGACAGGUAGAUCGUGCUCUUCAAUUAAAAGACAUUAUGAUCAAUAAAUGGAACUCCAAGCCUGAUGCUGUUGCAUACAGUACAAUAAUGGAUGCUUUCUUCAAAAGAGGUAUGGUUGACAAAGCUUUGCAUGUAUUCUCUGAAAUGCAGAAGGAUUCCAAUGUUAUUGUGGAUAUAGUUGUGCUCAACACCAUACUCAGUGGCCUUUGCAAUGCACAGCGAUUUAAUGAAGCCGACAGAGUCUUCGAGGAGAUGGCUAUCCCUCCGAGUGUAAGAAGUUUCAACAUUAUGAUUUAUGGGUACUGUUUGCAUGGCCAUCAUGAGAAAUCAAGAAGUUACUUUGAUCGAAUGAUGGAUCGAGGUCUUGUACCUGAUACAAUCACUUUCAACAUAUUGAUUGAUUCCCAUUGUAAGGAUGGGAUGGUAAAUGAUUCAUGGAAACUGUUCAGGCUGAUGGAAAAAUUGAAAGUUAAGCAAGAUGAAAUCACUUAUGGAUCCAUGAUUGAUGGGCUGUGUCUGGUGGGAAGAGUGCAAGAUGCAGCAAAGCUCUUCGAAUCAAUGAAGGAAAAAGGUAUCAAACCGAAUGUGGUCAUUUGUAACAUCCUAAUAGAUGGCUACUGUAAGCACGGUGGAGUCGGUGAUGCUUAA